Pogona vitticeps (central bearded dragon) is the source of this 688-nucleotide messenger RNA. RefSeq names its product ribonuclease. Gene Ontology annotation, molecular function: RNA nuclease activity; nucleic acid binding. Gene Ontology annotation, biological process: defense response to Gram-positive bacterium. The record is from RefSeq and is a predicted model, not a curated record. NCBI's taxonomy places the organism in Eukaryota, Metazoa, Chordata, Lepidosauria, Squamata, Agamidae.
UUUCCUGUCGGGCUGGCCUGCCAGAUUGUCACCAAUUAAAUAUUUUCUGGCUACAUUAUUAGCAUCCUUGCUGGCUGUUGUUGUUUUUAAAUCCAGGAACGGUGUCAGAAGAGACGGGAGCACCGGUUUUAAUACAAAGGCCAACCAACAACCACAGUGCCAGCCAUGGCAGACCAAGGCUCACACCCGGGGCUAACCGGGAUGCUUCUCCUCCUUAUGGUGGCCUGGUUGGCCACAGUGGACGCUGAAAGCUACCAGAAGUUCCUGAGGCAACACGUCGACUAUCCCAUGACCCAGGUCCCUGAGGCCCAGUACUACUGCAACCUCAUGAUGAAACGCCGCAACUUGGCCACCUCCGGCCACUGCAAGCAUCUCAACACCUUCCUUCAUGCGGACACUGCCUCCAUUCAAGCCGUGUGCGGGCAGGCUGGGGAUCCCACCACAGGCGACCUCCGGGAAAGCCACGCCAGCUUCCCCCUCACCAUAUGUCGGCUUCAGAAAGGCUCAUGGGCUCCUGACUGCAGGUACCAGGGGAUCUCUGGCCUUGAAAGAAUCAUCAUUGCCUGUGAGGAGGGGUACCCUGUCCACCUGCAGACAGAAGUUCCAGGUUAUUGAGCCAUCUCGAGGGAGCUGGGCUAAUUUCUCCCUGCUAUUUCUUUAAUUCACGAAGAACAGAAACUCAGUUCAA